GCUGGUGGUUGAACGAGGUAGGCGGGAGUGGAUGAGGGAGGCCCUGGCAGUCCGCCCGGGGAGAGGGGGUCGGUUCUCAGGGCUUGCUUCUUGGACCUCAGUACCCUCCUCACUCUGGCCGGGAACGCUGUCGCACACUCAGUGUAGUGUCGCAGCGAAUUGGGUAAACUAAACUUUCCUAGACCCUUGUUUCCUGAUCGGCGCCUAACCUCGGAACCACUGUCAGCAUCCGGACGAUCUUGAAGAGAUGCCCCAAUCGCACUGGUAAUCUGCGAUACCCUUCCAACGACAGCAUUCGUAUGACAACAGUAACACACAAUGCGGAUACUGUUCAUCAACAUCUAUGUGGCGGUUGUGGCUUUGGUGACCAUCCGUGCACAGUCACCAGAGGCAAAUGACUCAUCUGAAAGUCAACAAUCGAAUGAAGAAACAGUAGCAGGUGGGAAGAAAAUGAUGAACCUUAUGAACAAACACCUGCAAGAUUCACUGACUUACCUGUUUACCAGUAAGCAGUAUCACAGCCAGUACUGGGAGCGCCCAGGUAUGGCAAAAUACCUGAAAGAACUGAGUGAUAAGGAAUGGGAAGAAGGACUUGAUACACUGAAGAAGUUCAUGCAACGUGGAGGAAAGAUUGGAGAUUUCAGAGAACAAGUUAAAGUAUCUGCUAGGGGUCAGCUUCGUUCCUCCAGCGAUGAAAUGAAGAAUGACCCCAUGCCGGAAAGUUUGAAAAAAAUCCAUAGAGAUUCCAAGAGGAAAUUUAGUAUAAGAAAUGGGCUCAUGGUGAAAGUUUGCACUAAAGACGCAGAGAUAUGCCACUUCCUUGAGGAAGGUCUUGCCAAAGAGGCCGAGAGGAUGUACGAGUUGAAGAGCUACCAUACCAUUGCAUUUGGCCUGAAGACUGGAGGCGUGGGCCUCAGUCUGUUUGACGCCAGUUUGUAAAUUGCCACUUGUCUUUCGGUAUUUUAGUUGGGUAUGGAUUCCUUUUUUGUGAGUUGUUCAAGUUUCACUCUCGUGACAUCUAGCGAAAGCACAGUGAUAUUUAGGCUGUGUUGGUUUAAUUUUUUUUUUUUCACUCGAUAGCGCAUUCUUCUUACUUUUACUGUCUACUUUCAUAAUGGUUGAAUAUGUUAGUUAUAUUAUUAUUCCACAACUUAUGCCUGUAGAACACAUUUUAAUUGUUUAAGAACAGUUAUCGCUUCUUUUCAUGAUGAACGUCAUGUAAUACCAGCCUUCAAUAAAAGACAGAAACGAU
Penaeus monodon (black tiger shrimp) is the source of this 1252-nucleotide messenger RNA. RefSeq lists its product as uncharacterized. NCBI's taxonomy places the organism in Eukaryota, Metazoa, Arthropoda, Malacostraca, Decapoda, Penaeidae. The transcript has 6 exons. Bases 319 to 939 code for a protein of 206 amino acids. The record is from RefSeq and is a predicted model, not a curated record.